ACUCGCCAUUCGCGCUCAUCAUUGUACUUACGAGAAUUCACGCGAAGAAAAUGUUUGGCUUAACUAUGUUUCACUUUCUUCUUUCGUCAUUGCUGCUAUGCAGCUUCUUACAGUUGCAGCAACCUGCAUAUGCCAUUAAAAAGUCGUACGUUGUAUACUUGGGAUCACAUUCCCAUGGUCCAAAACCAUCCUCUGCUGACAUGGACUUUGCCACAAGUUCCCAUUAUGAUUUUCUUGCCUCUGUCUUAGGAAGUCAUGAGAGGGCCAAAGAAGCCAUGUUUUACUCUUACAACAAACACAUCAAUGGCUUCGCUGCAUUACUCGAAGAUCAAGAAGCCCAAGAGCUCAAAAAAAAUCCAAAAGUGGUGUCAGUGUUCUUGAGCCAAUCACAUAAGCUGUACACAACAAGGUCAUGGGGCUUCCUGGGACAAGAAAGAAAUGGAAGAGUGAGACCAGACUCUGCUUGGGUCAAAGGAAGAUUUGGUCAAAAUGUGAUUAUCGGCAGCAUUGAUACCGGUGUUUGGCCGGAAUCCAAAAGCUUCCGAGAUGAUGGGUACGGCCCCAUUCCAAAUAAGUGGAGAGGAGGGUCAAAAUGCGAGCUGUACAGUUUGUCAGGCCGAUCUACCACAACUCUUUGCAACAGGAAGCUCAUUGCAGCAAAAACCUUCUAUCAGGGCUUCGAGAUAAAACACGGAAGCCUGGGCCCCACAAGUGGUAUUAGUGCUCGUGACAUGGUGGGACACGGCACACAUACGCUGUCAACCGCCGGCGGCAACUUCGUUCGAAACGUGAGUGUUCUCAAUAAUGGGAAUGGCACUGCCAAGGGAGGAUCUCCGAGAGCUCGUCUUGCAGUGUACAAAGUCUGCUGGGGUCCUCAUAGUUCUGAAGACUGCACUGAUGAAGAUUUGCUCGCUGCUUUUGACCAAGCUAUCAACGAUCGCGUUGAUGUGCUCUCUGUUUCAAUCGGUAGGAAUGCUGUCCCAGAUAUUAAUGGCAUGUUGACCAAUGGGAUCGCUAUAGGAUCCUUCCAUGCGAUUUCCAGGGGAAUAAUAGUCGUUGCCGCCGCUGGUAACUCGGGACCAGAACUUCAGACUGUGUCUAACGUGGCGCCUUGGAUCUUCACUGUUGCUUCUGGCUCCAUAGACAGGGACUUCAGCAAUAAUAUUACUCUUGGCAAUGGCCAGCGCAUAAAGGGAACAAGUCUGGCCUCAAACUCGACAUCUCAGAGGUUAAUUCCUGUUGUCAUUGCCGGCAAUGUCAGGCUUCGUAGUGCGACAUUUGAAGACGCCCAGCUUUGUAGACCAGGAACACUCGAUCCUACAAAAGUAAGAGGCCGCAUAUUGAUAUGCCAAAGAGGAAGAACUCUAAGGCCUGUGGACAAGGGCGCGGAAGCAAAGCGUGCAGGCGCAUUGAAAAUGAUUCUGCAAAAUGAUAAUGAAUUAAAUACAGCUACAGCUGAUGCUCAAGUUUUGGAUACUUCCAAUAUUGCUCCUAAGAAAACCAGCAAUAAUACUUCCUGGGACUAUUUCAGCAAAAACAAGAACCCACUUGCAUUCUUGGACAACGCAAAAACAAUUAUACCAAAAAGGCCAGCUCCAAAAGUUUCUGCAUUCUCAUCCAGGGGACCCAACUUGGUUCUCCCAUCAAUCCUCAAGCCGGAUGUAACUGCACCGGGUCAGGAUAUAAUUGCUGCUUAUUCAUCUGCUGCGAGCCCCACCAACCUGGAUUCAGAUGUAGGACGUCACUUUGACUAUAACGUUCUGUCCGGAACUUCCAUGGCAUGCCCUCAUGUUACUGGCAUUGUUGGUCUUCUUAAAACUCGUCACCCUAGUUGGAGUCCCGCAAUGAUCAAGUCAGCAAUCAUGACCACAGCAAGCAUACUGGAUAACACCAAUGCACAGAUUCGGGACGAGCAAGAUGAUAAAGUAGCAACUCCAUUCCAUUAUGGUACAGGAUUCGUCAAACCCAACCAGGCAAUAGACCCUGGACUUGUUUAUGAUCUCAAGGUUUCUGAUUAUCUCAACUUGUUAUGUGCCUCUGCUUAUGAGGAAAGACUAGUGGAAGCCAUUAACUAUAACAGGCCAUACAAAUGUCCGAGAUCUUACAGACUGGAAGAUUUCAACUACCCUUCUAUCACAUUGCCUUUUAUGGGUGUGAAACCUGUAAAUGUUACUCGUACUGUAACAAAUGUUGGACCUCCAAGCACGUAUACUGUAAAUGUCAAAGCCCCGCCAGGAGUUAAGGUGGUUGUUCUUCCGAAAACUUUAAAGUUUCAGAGAACAAACCAGAAGAAGAGCUAUCUGGUGAUUUUGCAGGCAACAAGUUCAGCCAAAACUUCAGAUCAGCCUUCAUUUGGGGAGCUGACGUGGACAGAUGGCAAGCACAAAGUGAGAAGUCCUAUAGUAAUCCCGCAAUACGAGAAAAUGGCUAUGUAGAUUAAUUUCAAUGUUGUGCUAAUCCAGUGUUUUGAAAAGAGUAGUGUGAGGCAGUGUUAUUAGCUAUUGGUGUGUGCUCAGAUGUGUGGGUUUAGUAAUGAUCUUUCGUCAUUUAUCAUAAUAAAGCUAUGGGUCUACUCAGUAGGUCCUCUCACAACUUUCUCAGCUUCAAA
Molecule: messenger RNA, 2608 nt
Organism: Prosopis cineraria
Lineage: Eukaryota; Viridiplantae; Streptophyta; Magnoliopsida; Fabales; Fabaceae
Product: subtilisin-like protease Glyma18g48580
Exons: 11
Coding region: 51-2435 (794 amino acids)
Biological process (GO): proteolysis
Molecular function (GO): serine-type endopeptidase activity
Source: RefSeq, a predicted model, not a curated record